GUGCCGUGGCGGCCAUGGCUGCAGUAGCGGCUGCAGUAGCAGCUGGCAGCAGGGCAAGCGGAAGGGCUCUGCUGGCCCGGGCCCGGCCCGCUCUGGAGAGCCGGGAGCAGGCCGCGCCCGGCCGGGCUGUGACAGCUGGGCGCGGCUCGCCUCGGGGCUUCUCUGCCGCAUCGGGUCCGGCGGGGUGUCCAGGGAUAGCCCGGUUAGGUGGUGCGGGGUGGUGUCUGUCCUGCUCUCUGCCUCGGUGUAAGCCGACAGGGUUGGAGGGGCUAUUGGGAUCUCUAGCUGCGCUUCAGUUGUGAUUUUUCCGCUUCAUUCGGGCUGAGGAUUUCCAAUGGAGAUAAAAGCAGCUGUCAAAAGAUAUGAAACAAGGAAGAAGACAGGAGGGACUGAAGUGGCAUCCAAAUCCCGAGUUGAUUGGAGACGCACUAAAAGGGAGCUCAUCUUGCUUUACAGUGAUGAAGAAUCCUCAUUUGCCUCUGAUGAUGAAGGCUCUGUCACAUCAGAAGCGGAAGUAGAUGAAAAAGAUGAAACUAUUGUGAAGAAUAGCCUUUCAGAUCAUGAGGAGAAAAGCUGUAAUGGAGCAGUAACAGAGGAUGCUGACGAUGAGCACAUCACACCUGGGAAACGUAAAAACUCAAGCGCUUCUAUACUAUAUGACAGUGAUGACAGUGAGGACAGUGAUAUCCUUGUUAGAAAAGUUUUUGCUAAACGCCAGUGUAUAAUGGAUGAAGAUGAGAGUUCUCAAGAACAGCAACCUGAUAAAACCUGCCUUGAAGAAAAUAUUCCUGUUAAUAGGAAACAACAAGUGUUAGCAAAACUGAAAGAACUUGCAAGAGAAAGAGCUACUCGGACAUCCUAUAAUAGUGAAUGUUCUGAGGAUUCUAAUGCUGAAGUAGAAAUAGAAGAGGAACCACUCUCUCAUUUGUCCCUCACACCAACAGAAGGUAGUGAAACUGACAGUGAUAGCAUGAAAGAUUUUAUAGUUGAUGACGAUGAUGAAGAGGAAGAUGAUGAUGACACAGAAGAUCUAAAGAGUGAAAACCAGCCACAACAGAAAGAACUAGAUUUAUCAAAUAGCCAGUUGCUGGCAUACUACGUCCCGCACUUAUCUCGCUGUGAUCAUUAUGUACAUUUCCAAAGAGUAGUAAAGGCUUUCCUCAUAAAUGCAAUUGAUGACACUUUUCUGAACUCAUUAUAUGAUGGAACAAGACAAAAGAGGUACGCACAAGAUAUGUUAACUUCGCUUCAUUAUUUGGAUGACCGCUUCGUUCAGCCUCGUCUUGAGAACUUGAUAUCUAGAAGUCGCUGGAAAGAUCGAUACAAGGAGCGUGUGGAUUGUUACCCAGAUGUUCGUAUAAUUAUGAAAAAUUCAAAAAGUAUGUCUUGUCAGGCCUGUGAAUUGAAUCGAUAUUGUAAGUUUGAUGUGUUGCUGUCUGGAAAGCUUUAUAACAGUCAAACUUUGGAAGCAGAUGACUUCAUGUCACAUGACAAACAGGUUUUGAAGGUUGGCACAGUAUGUGCAAAUCGUACGAGGGUUUAUCAUAAUUUGAAGCACUUCAAAUACAAGCUGUAUUUGGAUUGCAGCUCCGUUGCUGAGUUGGAUGGUGUUAAGGAUGAACCAGUCAAAGACACAGUGGAUCGGCUUUUCAGCCAUUUGGAAGGCAAUGGAUGGAUUCAGAAGAGAUACGAUGAUCUUGAAAACUACAUGAAUGAUGCAGAUAGUUUCCAAGAAGAGAAAAUUGAUUGAGUAGUCAUGCAGCCCUUUAGAAGAGGUUUUGUAAAAAUUUGAACGGCCCAGCAUCCCUGCAUGAUCAUCAAGAUUCCUUUUAGGCUGUAUUAUACUUAAUUCUGUAUGUGUGUAAAUUACUGUUUAAGAAUAUGCUGUAUCUCUUUUUUCAUGUGUGUCAAAAGUAACUUGAAGUUUUAAUGAAUCAGUUCUUCUGGUCUUAAUGCGUAUGUCACUUUAAUUUUCCCUUUUUACUUAAAAAAUCACAUCUAAAUAUCUGUUUAUCUUGAAAUAAAACUUCUGCUUAUUUACGUUGAGCUACAGUGCAGAGAAGAGAGAUGCUGAGACCUUUUGAAGUAGGACUAUUUGAAACUAUAAAACUAUAUUAUACAAGAA
Rhea pennata is the source of this 2125-nucleotide messenger RNA. RefSeq names its product coiled-coil domain containing 82 (gene CCDC82). The transcript has 8 exons. Gene Ontology annotation, cellular component: nucleus. The record is from RefSeq and is a predicted model, not a curated record. Bases 335 to 1750 code for a protein of 471 amino acids. Lineage: Eukaryota; Metazoa; Chordata; Aves; Rheiformes; Rheidae.